UGCCCUUCUUCCCCCCGCUCGGUCUAUUACUCAUCAAUGUAUCCCAGCUAACAGUCGUGUAUUUUGUUUUUUCUCGUGUUAUAGUUGCGAUAAAGAUGGGUUUCUAGUACCAAAAAUUUGCACACCCACGUGUGCCUUCUACGCACGUAAAACAUGAUUGCCAACAUGGCGCCCUCACCGGACUCUUUUGUCCUUCGACCACCUUUAUCAUCAUCAUUGGAUACCGAUCGCUACCGGCUCGCAUCGUCAUUUAAUUUGUCUGUGAAUAUUUUCAACAACAACAACAAUGAGUGCGAGCGUUUGGGAUCAGUCAUUGGCUUCGGCCAAUGGCUUGCUCACUAAUGAAGAGUGCUCUUUGCUGCUCGAUUUCGACAUAUUCAAUGCCGAAGAUGAUCUGCUCAAGUCUCUACCAACAGUUACGCCGAAGAUCGAACUUAGCAAUUACCAGUUGCAUGAUGAUCCAACAGUCAGCCUUUACCCUCCGUCUCCGCCGGAAUCUAAGCCAAGUCGCGCUGAGCUUGCCAACGAUCUCCUGCAACAGCUAGACAACCAAUUUAAACAAGAAAACAUUUUCCCCAACUGGCUGGAGGAGAAAGUAGAGCUACCAAUAUUCGAGAACAUUCCUCAAUAUUCGGAACGCGUGGAUGUGCCGCCUCCGCAACAACAGGCACCAGUCCCGGUUCCUGUUCCUGCGGGUUAUCCCACGCCGCAACCCACUGAAGAACUACUUCGAGAAUUUGAGACAGUUUACGGAGUAGUCGAAUUAACCCAUUUAACACCGCCUCAAAGUCCACCCGGCCCUGCUAGCCAGCUUCUUUUGAGCUAUGCGCAACAAGCUCAGUGUACUCCGCUAGCGCCCAUUCUUCACAUUACUCAGCCGAAUGAACCCUGGCCGAUCAGUCCUGCAGCACCCGUUCCACCUUUACCUGCUGACUAUGAUUCAGAGCUGCAGGCUGUAGAAGAAUUGGUUCGUCACCGCGCUGCUCAACUCCAGUCUCCUUUGCCAUUCGAUGAUAGCACUUCAAACUCGCCCCGCUCUUCUCCCCCGUCCUCUCCACGUUCUUCUUCAACUGACGAAGAAUGGUCUGCCCCUUCUCGCCCAAAACCGUAUUCACGCCCGGUCGACGACCGUCGAUCUCGCAAGAAGGAGCAGAACAAGAACGCGGCAACCCGUUAUCGUCAGAAAAAGAAGGCAGAAAUUGAAGUACUGCUUAGUGAGGAGCACAGUCUGCGUCAGCGCCACACUGAACUGGGCGAAAAGUGCUCAGAUUUGCAACGUGAGAUUCGCUACCUUAAAGGACUAAUGCGUGAUCUCUUCAAAGCUAAAGGCCUUAUCAAGUAAAGUCAUCCACUCCGCCGCCUCCAGGAAUAAAUUGUCCGUACAAUAUGUACCAGAAGCGCUAUUAAUGUGAAAAGUUCAAAAAGAAGAUACAGGAGUUUCGUAUUUCGUAUUGUGUGUUUAAUUAUAAUGAUUUAUUUUGUAAUCUUAAAUUAAGUCGCUAGUAUAUUUUGGAUGAGCAGAUCCAACCACCCAUUGAGCAGCACAUAGCACUCGCAUUAUUUUGCCAAGAGCCUCAAAAUGUGUAUUAUAUCACCAUCAAGAAUAUCAUAGGUGGCGCCAAUUCAUUAAUCAUUUUUCAUUAAUUAGAGGAUAGGUCGCAUUUGUUGUUAUGAAAAUAUAUAUUUAAAAUUUUAUCUUCCUGUAUAGGAGCAUUUAUUAUAACGCCCUAAUAUUAUUUUACGAUGUCUUAUUGUUUUAUCUUAAUGAAAUUUAUAUUAAAUUGUAUUAACAGUGUUAUGUUUUCAUACAAUAUAAGGAAUGCGACGGCGGA
Messenger RNA from Galleria mellonella (greater wax moth), 1832 nucleotides. It is a transcript of the gene crc, whose product is annotated as activating transcription factor of chaperone. The transcript is spliced from 5 exons. NCBI's taxonomy places the organism in Eukaryota, Metazoa, Arthropoda, Insecta, Lepidoptera, Pyralidae. The coding region runs from base 287 to 1342 and encodes 351 amino acids. Gene Ontology annotation, cellular component: nucleus. Gene Ontology annotation, molecular function: RNA polymerase II transcription regulatory region sequence-specific DNA binding; DNA-binding transcription activator activity, RNA polymerase II-specific. Gene Ontology annotation, biological process: regulation of transcription by RNA polymerase II. The record is from RefSeq and is a predicted model, not a curated record.